Molecule: messenger RNA, 2157 nt
Organism: Paramuricea clavata
Lineage: Eukaryota; Metazoa; Cnidaria; Anthozoa; Malacalcyonacea; Plexauridae
Source: the annotation of a GenBank genome assembly
AUGGCUUCAGGAAGCGUGACGGCUUCCACAGAAGCAGAUAUUAUAAGUGAUUUGCUGAAGAAACCUUUCUCUACUCGUCAACCGGGCGAGCAAAAUAUAAUUGUAACGCAACGGCCAAUGCCGAAUUUACAAUCGACCACUGGGGAUAGAAGCUUUCAGGUGAGUUGGUACACAAAGAAAGAUUGGCUUUGUGGCAGUUUAACCAAGAAGGCAAUGUUUUGCUGGCCAUGUCUUUUAUUUUGUCCUGGAACUUCAUCAUCGUGGACGAAGACUGGCUUCAGAAAUAUGAAGGGCUUUCUGUCAGAUUGCAAAAAGCAUGAGAGGGCAAGAUUCCACAUGGCUGCUUAUAAGACCUGGAAAACCUAUGGUUCUGGACCUCGUGUGGACUCUCUCAUCUCACAAGCCAGACGUGACGAGAUUCAGCGUCAUAAUGAGGAGGUAAGGCAAAAUAGAGAAAUGUUAAAAAAUCUAACACAAGCUGUUCUAUAUUUGUCUAGGCAAGAGCUUGCAUUUAGAGGUCAUGAUGAAUCUAACGAUAGCUUGAACAGAGGGAAUUACAGGGAAUUGCUUGAACGUUUUGCCAGAAUGGAUUCUGUUUUUGAAAGGCAGUUACAUGGUAGGCUUGCCGAAUCGAGCUUGAGAGGGGGUGGGCGGUUUACUGGAGUUUCCCCUGAUAUUCAAAAUGAUUUGAUUAAUUGUCUUGAUAUGAUAAUAGAGGAUGAUAUUUUAAAGGAAAUGGAUAAUUGCACUUUUUUGAGUAUACAGGUUGAUGAGGCGACUGAUGUAUCCACCAAAGAGCAGUUGAGUAUGAUCAUUCGUCUGGAUAAAGGGAGUGAUAUUAUAGAAAGGCAACUUGGGUUUGUGGAUGUUAGUUCUGACAGAACUGCAACUGCUUUAUCUACAGUUAUUAAAGGUAAGUUGAUUCAGCAUGAAAAUAUCAUGGAUAAGCUUAUUGGACAAACUUAUGAUGGUGCCUCUGUAAUGUCGGGUUAUCUCAAUGGUGUUCAAGCUCAAAUACAACGGGAGUAUCCUUUUGCCCAUUUUGUUCAUUGUGCAGCUCAUAGGCUGAAUCUUGUAUUGUGUCAAGCUGCAUCCUCUAUUGCACCUGUGAAGAUAUUUUUUAUUAACAUAGGUGCUUUUUGUACUUUUACUAGCAAUGCUCCAAGGAGGAAAGCAUUUCUGUCUUCCCAUAACCUUGAGUUUCCCAGUCCUGGUGAUACACGAUGGUACUAUAGAGCUCGUGUCAUCAAUGUUUUGUAUAAUAAUUAUGACAAACUUAUAGAACUAUUUGAAAAUAUUGUUGACAAUCCAACAGGGUGGGAUGAUGAAACACUGAAUAAGAUGACUGGUUUACUUGGUUACCUUAAUGGAUUUUUGUUUUGUUUUUUGGUGUUAAUUUUUCAGAAGAUUUUAGAGCAGUCAUCUAUACUUUAUUCCAUCUUCCAAGACAAAAAGACUGAUUUUCAGUAUGGGAUGACCAGAGUUGAGAGAUUCAAGACAUUUGUUACUUCUCUGAGAACAGAUGCCAAAUAUUCUGAGUUUUAUGACAAAGCUGUUGAGAAAGUGGACCUUCCAGUGACCAAGUAUGACCUAAAGCAUAAUUACAAACAAAUUUUUUUUGAAAUUCUUGAUUCCAUUGUAGGCAUGCUGACAGAGCGUUUUCACGAUGUGGAGCGUUUUAGGUUUUUAGAUCUUGUGAACCCAAGGGUAUUUAAGACUUGGAAUGGUGAUGUGCCCUCAGAAAAACUGGAUCUUCUCAAGGAAAUGUAUGGUGAUUUAUUUGACAUACCAAUGCUAGUCAGCCAACUUUGUUUUAUUUACAGGGAUAAGGACUUUCAUAAAGAUUCUUGUGGAGAGUUAUUAAAAUAUAUUUUUCAGUUCCAUCUGCAAUCUAGCAUUCCUGAAGUAGUAAAGUUGCUGAAGAUGAAUGGUGUUAUAUCUGUCACUAGUGCUUCUGUUGAAAGAUCAUUUUCCUGUUUGAAGAGGGUAAAAAGUUAUUUGAGAAAUACCAUGAGUCAAGGCCGUCUUAGUUCUUUUUGCAGGAUUUCCAUACGCAAAGACAUAUUGUCAGAAAAAGAAGAUGCAGGUACCUUGCAUGAAGAGGUGGUAAAGAGGUUUGUUGAAAAACCAAGGAGACUUGCUUUCCUAUAUAAGUAA